GAUUCACGAGUGGAAAAUUCAUCAAUCGUACUUCGAUCAUUACAAUUAUUAAAUCUACAUCACGACGAACUUCCCCAGAAUUUCUAAGAAUCAAGCAUCGGAAUCUUCAACAGAAGCCAAACACUUUCAGGUUUCAAUUUCCUAUCUGAUCUCAUUUCUGGGUAACCUCAGUGGUACAUAUCAGCAAUAACAAUGGAUUAUGGAUAUAUGAUAUUUUUGGCGGUUACUUCCUCUGUUGUUCUCACAUCAGUAUUUUCAUUAUGGCUCCUUUCCCAACAUCUGUCUAACUGGAGAAAACCAGCAGAGCAAAAGGCCAUUGUUGUUAUAAUUCUUAUGGCUCCCUUAUAUGCUGGUAUCUCCUACAUCGGUCUGUUGGAAUUUAUGGCAAGCAGUACUUUCUUUUUGUUCUUGGAAUCAAUUAAGGAAUGUUAUGAGGCCUUGGUGAUUUCUAAGUUCUUGAGUUUACUCUACAGCUACUUGAAUAUAUCCAUAAGCAAAAACAUCGUACCAGAUGAGAUCAAAGGUAGAGAAAUCCACCAUUCUUUUCCGAUGACCCUCUUUCAGCCUCACAGUGCUCGAUUAAAUCAUCACACGUUGAAGCUUCUCAAGAUCUGGACCUAUCAAUUUGUGGUGAUUCGUCCUGUAUGUUCCAUCUUGAUGAUCUCUCUUGAACUAAUUGAUGUAUAUCCAAACUGGCUCAGCUGGACAUUUACUAUCAUAUUAAAUGUCUCUGUGUCGCUGGCUCUGUAUUCCCUGGUGGUUUUCUAUCAUGUAUUUGAUAAGGAGUUGAAACCACAUAGCCCUCUUGCGAAGUUCUUGUGCAUCAAAGGGAUUGUCUUUUUCUGCUUCUGGCAGGGAAUCGUUCUUGAGAUGCUUGCUGCAGUGGGCAUAAUCAAAGCAGAACAUGCCUGGUUCGAUGUGGAGCACAUAAAUGAAGCCAUACAAAACACUCUGGUUUGCGUGGAGAUGGUUUUCUUUGCCAUGGUUCAGAUGUCUGCAUACAGUGCUAGCCCGUAUAGAGAUCAAUCUGCAGCAAAAUCUAAAUCGGAGAAGAAGGAACAGUGAGCUCCCCCUUGGUAACACGCAUCAAUACAGAUGAGCACUGAAUAAUAUAUCUCAGCUUUUAUGAAUGUUUUCUGCUCUUCAGCAUCGAUUAUAUGUGAACUUUUGAGAGUUGUAUUUGGAAAGUUUGUUUUGGCUAUUACCAAUUAGGCGACAUUGUUGUGCCAUACCCUCUGUUGAAGUCGAGCUCUCGGUAUAAAAACUACCUUAGCAGGUCGUGUGGCUGACCAAUCUGCUCGUGUUGCUGUUAGCCUGUUUUGUAUCUCUUUGUAGAACAUUUAUAGCACGAGAAUCUGAUUACACAGAAAAAAUAAUGAUAAUAAAAUGCUGCCAUCGUAUUUGGGGAAA
Molecule: messenger RNA, 1410 nt
Organism: Cucurbita pepo subsp. pepo (vegetable marrow)
Lineage: Eukaryota; Viridiplantae; Streptophyta; Magnoliopsida; Cucurbitales; Cucurbitaceae
Source: RefSeq, a predicted model, not a curated record